AGGAAAACUGGGGUCCCAGACAGGACCCUAAUGAUCCUGAAUCCAUGGAUCAGGAUCCAUCCUCUCCUUACACCCUUCCUGGACACAGUCUCACCUCUCAUUUUCCAAAGCCCUGCCAUGCUGCCAUCCAGCUUCCCCAUACUCCACCCCGGGAUCCCUUUUCCUAAAGCUGCAGCUUAUGGUUACUCCAGUAGGUGGCAGCACACACAGAGCCACUCACAUAAAAUGCAGCUUCUCAGAGUCUGAGAGCCAGAAACCAUCCCCAGAAAUUCUCUCAUAGAAAUAAAAAAACACCAGAGGUCACGUUUCAUCCUUUUACAUGGUUCCCAUCUACCCUCACAACACAUGUCAUCACCAAAGGCACACAUACAAGCUCCAGUGGCUUUUGCCAGGCAAUUCUUCCUCCAGGACCCCAUCUGGCCCCUCCCUCAUCCCUCCCCUUGGACUUUGCCCUUCUUACUGGUCAGGCAGGGGGGCCAGAGUCCAGGCUUGACUCAUUCCCACGUUGCCCUGGGCUGAGAUCCCAGGUUUGUAACAGAAAACACCACUAAAGCCCCAGCACAGGAGAGAACCACCCAGCCCAGAAGUUCCAGGGAAGGAACUCUCCCAUCCACCAUGGAGUACCUCUCAGCUCUGAACCCCAGUGACCUACUCAGGUCAGUAUCUAAUAUAAGCUCGGAGUUUGGACGGAGGGUCUGGACCUCAGCUUCACCACCCCAGCGACCUUUCCGUGUCUGUAAUCACAAGCGGACCAUCCGGAAAGGCCUGACAGCUGCCACCCGCCAGGAGCUGCUAGCCAAAGCAUUGGAGACCCUACUGCUGAAUGGAGUGCUAACCCUGGUGCUAGAGGAGGAUGGAACUGCAGUGGACAGUGAGGACUUCUUCCAGCUGCUGGAGGAUGACACGUGCCUGAUGGUGUUGGGGUCUGGUCAGAGCUGGAGCCCCGCAAGGAGUGGAGUGCUGUCAUAUGGCCUGGGACGGGAGAGGCCCAAGCACAGCAAGGACAUCGCCCGCAUCACCUUUGACGUGUACAAGCAAAACCCUCGAGACCUCUUUGGCAGCCUGAAUGUCAAAGCCACAUUCUACGGGCUCUACUCUAUGAGUUGUGACUUUCAAGGACUCGGCCCAAAGAAAGUACUCAGGGAGCUCCUUCGUUGGACCUCCACACUGCUGCAAGGCCUGGGCCAUAUGUUGCUGGGAAUUUCCUCUACCCUUCGUCAUGUAGUGGAGGGGGCUGAGCAGUGGCAGCAAAAGGGCCGCCUCCAUUCCUACUAAGAAGGGGCUCUGAGCUUCUGCCCCCAGAAUCAUUCCAAGAGACACACUGCAAAGACUAUGACAGCAUCAAAUUUCAGGACCUGCAGACAGUACAGGCUAGAUAACUCACCCAAUUUCCCCAUUGUCCUCUGAUCCGCUUGUCAGAGAACCUUUCAGCAUAAUGCCUCACAUCCCAAGUUCUAUACCCUUACCUGAAGAAUGCUGUCCCUUCCUAGCCACCUUUCUGGCCUCCCACUUGCCCUGAAAGGCCACAAGCCUGUCCCCCAGGCAUCUUGAUCCCAGCCUGAUUGCUGCUACAUCUAACCCCUACCAAUGCCUCCUGUCCCUAAACUCCCCAGCACACUGAUGACAGCCCUCUGACUUUACCCUGAGAUGUCUUCAUAUCCUUCACCACAAAGUAACAAAAACAUUUCCAAUAAAAAUAUAAAAUAUUUACCACUA
Messenger RNA from Cercocebus atys (sooty mangabey), 1716 nucleotides. It is a transcript of the gene CIDEB, whose product is annotated as cell death-inducing DFFA-like effector b. The transcript is spliced from 5 exons. Lineage: Eukaryota; Metazoa; Chordata; Mammalia; Primates; Cercopithecidae. Bases 616 to 1275 code for a protein of 219 amino acids. The record is from RefSeq and is a predicted model, not a curated record. Gene Ontology annotation, biological process: regulation of apoptotic process; apoptotic process.